Messenger RNA from Apis cerana (Asiatic honeybee), 4453 nucleotides. RefSeq names its product Yippee-like (gene Ypel). NCBI's taxonomy places the organism in Eukaryota, Metazoa, Arthropoda, Insecta, Hymenoptera, Apidae. The record is from RefSeq and is a predicted model, not a curated record.
UUUUUUUAAUUAAUUUUUUUAUUUUUUUUUUAAAUUCUUUAUAUUAUUUUUAACUUAUUUUAAUGUCAAUGACAUUUUAAUAUCUACAUUUGAAAUGAUAAUUUUGCUGAUACUUAACCAGCAAUGUCACUAAGAUAAUGCUCGUUGUUUUGUACACAUUCGCAGCUGAUUCAACCGUCGCAUCAUAAAAACGUUCUAAGUAUUAUCUUUUAGUACGCACAUACCUUCUUGCGACAUUUCUUCUUGCUAUGUGUGAAUGUGAAUAGCUUCGAUCGUUCUGAAAAACCUAUAUAAUGUCUAACGUAAAACCUGUGGUAAAGGCUAAGUGGAGAAUUGACGUAACGAUUGCUUCUUGCCUGUGUGCUUCUUCGAGCCAUCAAACUUUCAUCGAUUUUUGUAUCUUAAAUAUUUAGUGAAAUUUACCAACAUGUGCAUAUAAUACAAAUUGACUCUUGCUAUAAAAAUUGUGUCAUCAAUAGAAAUUCUUCAAAGAAAUAUUUCUAUUUUCUUUUUUAUGUCAAUCGCAAUUUGAUUACGGGUUUCUCGAAUCGGUCAAACGCCUUUCGAAUUUAAUAGACUGAAAAUUAUUUGAUAUAUGAACGUGUUUACAAAGUAUAUCACAAGUAUAUUAAAAUGUAGUUCGUUUUGAAAGCAUCCAUGAUGCAUCUGUUCAGGACGCUUUACAUAGAAAAUUAAAUAUGCGCGACGAGUUACGAAGGACGAUGACCCGAAUUAACUAAACUCGAAGCUGCUGUAUGCUGCUUGUUCCUCUCCCGGUGUUUAUUUAAGUUGCAGUGGUGUAGCCUCGUGCAAUUUCUGUCUAACCAGAACGAAGCAACAGUGACCGAACGAAACUACUAGACUUAUGUCGGUUCGCGCAACGAAAGUUCUUCACUCGUUUUUUCGUAACUAUAUUAUAUAUUGACCACAUUAAUAUAUUAUAUGUGUAUAUAUAUAUAUUGCACGUAUAUCUAUUUUACUUUUCUACGAGAAAAUGCAUAAAUUUCGAUCGAAUAACACAAAAUACAUUUAUUUUAAAUGCUACUGUUUUCAUGAACGCGUCCGUGGACCUGUUGGACGACGCUUUUGUGUACGUUUACAGCUGAUUGGGCUGUCAGCUGAGCUGCGCGCGAUAGAACCGUCUCGCAGGCUGGCCAACGCAUGUUCCAGAAUACUCUGAGGGGGUCUUGUUUUUUUUAAUAAUUUCUUUUUCUCUGUUAUUUUUCUAUAGAGAUUCUGCUAGUGUGAUUAUACCAGUCAGGGCAAUGGCUUUUAUAAUCAUUAAACUGUGUUGCUCAUGGUUAAAAUAAGAGUUACUCUCAUGCGUCAGAAAUAAUACAGCAGGAAGCGUGUCCACCAGUUGUGUCACACAGACUGCUAAUUCUGCGCGCUACCAUAAACCUGAAAAGUGAAGUAGUACCGUUAUUGCAAGGCCACGACGAAUCAUUGUUUCGAUUGACUCAAGCUGGAAAAAAAAGAGAGCAAGUGGAACGGAAAGAAAGAGAGAGAGAGGGAACGUAAAACGAAGAAAAGGACGCGACGAAGAAGGAUUGAAGAAGAAAAAAAAGGAUUAAAACCACAGAAGUCUGGUGUCUAAAUUCAAAUAAGAGGUGUCCCCGAACCGGCGCUGUCUGAACCAGCUCAACAGCUGAUCGGAGUACGAAGCGGCGGUGAACGGGGCCACUAUUGCACCACCACCCCGCGAUUUGAAGAAAUUCGUUAUAUUAAUCGGCCGCUGGUUGUUAACGGCCAGACGUUUCCACGAACGAGAGGAGAAGACGACGAGCAGGAAAAAAAAGUGGCGUUUUGACACUUGAUAAAACGAGGGAAGAAAAUCAACGACGACGACGACGACGACGACGACGAAGAAGAAGAAAACAAGGGCGAAGUUUCCUUUGCUUGCUUGGACACGCCAUCAUGGUCAAAACUUUUCAAGCAUACCUGCCCUCGUGUCACCGCACUUACUCGUGCAUUCACUGCCGUGCUCACCUCGCCAACCACGACGAACUCAUCUCUAAGUCCUUCCAGGGCAGUCAAGGUCGUGCCUAUCUCUUUAAUUCCGUGGUGAACGUGGGCUGUGGUCCUGCGGAAGAGCGAGUUCUCUUAACUGGCCUUCAUGCUGUGGCUGAUAUUUAUUGCGAGUGUUGCAAGACCACCCUUGGGUGGAAAUACGAGCAUGCGUUCGAGUCGAGUCAAAAAUAUAAAGAAGGAAAGUUUAUAAUCGAGCUUGCUCAUAUGAUCAAGGAGAAUGGAUGGGAAUAGAUUGAGUUGGGGGUAAUCUAUAGCAAAAGAAAGAGAAUACCUCUAUAAAAAUAUACGAGGCCCAUCAAAACUUUUCCUGAUAUAAGAAUAAUGCCUACAAUGUUGUUCUAAUUGCAAUGUGCGGCCCCCUCCCCUCUGUCAAACCACCAACGAAAGUCUGUGAUUUCAUUUGUGAUUUGUAAUCUUAGUAACUUUUUAUGUUUCGGACAAUUCGACGCUGUUUUUCGUUUUUUCCGAUCGAUUCAUCAUACAAGCGAUGACACUGGUGAUCCGCGGCGUCGCGGAUCGAUCACACAAGGAAGUAUUGUAAAGAAAAAGAAAGAAAAAAAAAUUAUUUUUCAACAAACUAAAAAAAGAAAAAGAAAAAAGACGGGAAACAAGAAAGAAAGAAAGAAAAUAACAUAUAGAAUAUAAGGGAUAAAAAAAAAAAAAAGAAAAAAAAAUGAUAAUGAUGAUAAUAAGCGAUGGUGAAUACGAUGACGAAGGUGCCAUGGUGGAAGUAAAAGUAGAGAAUCGCUCUGUUCGAACAAUGGGGUGCCCCCCUAAUUUUAAUUCAUUAUCUUUCUAGACAUUUUAUCGUGAAUGUCGCAAUGAUAAAUAUUAAAAAUUAACGCGUGGGGCACCCCGAUGAAAAAAUCAAGUUUUUUAAUCCGUUAUUGCACCGGAGCAGCGCAAGUGCCACGGACUUUGCUGGACUGACUGCCUGCCCGCCGCGUCUAUCAUUGGAAUUUCACUGCCGAUAUUCCUAAUAUUAAUUAAGAUGACUGUGCCGCAUAGUAGGCGACGCAGCUGGUAGUUUUUAGAAUAGCUUACAAGUAUAGCAUACUAAAGCCUAUGUUAAAAUAUUAUAGGACCUCAUGGAUAUAGAAAAUAAGGAUGGUGUGAAACGGAAAUUGAGAGAAUGAAAGACGGAGUGAAUGUCUUACAUGUAUGCUGUGUGCAAGAGAAAAAAAUGAAGAAAGAAAAAGGUUUGGUUAAUUGUAUCGUGUGUACAUGUUUGAUUUUAUGUUCACCAUGCCUGCCAAACUGUCUGUUUAUCUGCCAGUCGCCAUUACUGUUAGUGGAAAAAAAAAAAGAAGUAACGUAUUCUAACAUGUUCACGUUUUUGUCGGCUCUGCAAGGUGUGGUAUGACUGAAUCUUUUUGUCGUGAAUAAAAAUAUUAUUGGACUGCGCCUUCUUAUGCACGCACUAUAGAAUAUAUAAUAUUGAAGAAAGAAAAAUGAAAAAAAAGAGUUUAAAAACGAAACAAAUUAAUUGCUCAUUAUUUUUAAUAUCGAUCUCAUUUGUAAAUAUUAAAUAGAGUUCAGUGACAUCGCAGAUCACUAUUUUACUCGAAGCCCAAAUGUAUGAUUGAUUUUCGUCGGUCAUUAAAUGAAAAAAAUUUUAUUACAAUACUGAUUUAUCAUUUUCACGCUAAACCAUUAUAUAAUGACGUAGCGAUAUUUUAAUAUAAUUAAUUUUUUUUUUAUUAGGACAUCAUAUUUUUGAGACUGUUUGUGUAAAUGAAAUGGUGUAAACUAAUUUUUAGGCGGCUUUUAAUGUUACCUUCGUUAUUUUUCUUUUAAAUUUUGAAAUGAUUAAAAUUGAAGUUACUUAUUUUAAGCAUGGAGAUCACAACAUUUGUGACGUAUCAAUAAUCGAAUUUUAAAAUUAAAAUAAAAAGUACUCAUUAUUUUUUUGUUUUACAUCAAAACGAAGGUAGCAAAAUGUGCAGGCGUGAAAAACAUUUAAUUUCUAUUUUUUAAUAAUAAUAAAUAUAUCAAGCAAAAUAUAAUUGUGAAAUAAAUGUACAAAAAAUUGGUCAUUUCUUAUUAUACUAGAUUUAUUGAAAAAGUGCAAAUUGAGUAAUGGAUAUAAAAAUUUGGUGGGGUAAUUAUUAGAAUAACUAAGGAAAGUCAUAUUUAUCAUUUAAAAUGCAUACAUAUGAAAGUGCAGUGUGAAUAUUUAGAAACGUAAUGAAUGAAUGUGCCGGCCUAAUUCUUCAUGCUGUCUUAAAGAGUACUUUUUAUAUUACUGUGCCGAUGCCCUUUUACCCGCACUCACUUUUCCAGAAAUCUUGUUGAAUUGUCCCCACCAACACUAAUUCCGUAGUUUUCAGCCUCCACAACAUCCACCAUUUCCACCAUUACACAAUUUUGCUUUGUAAAACAUGUUCAUAAUAAAAAAGAAAUACAAGGUAUUUAAUCGAAA